CGACGGCGGUCACGUGAGCGCGGCUGCCGUGAGGGUCGGGCGCCGGCGGCGAUGUUCCGGGGGCUGGGGGUCGGCGGGGGGCUGGCGUGGCUCGGCGGCUCCGUCUGGCGGGAGGAGGGCGCGCCGCUGCAGCCGGAGGAGGAGCCGUCCGAGGAUGUGGCGCCGACGGGCCCGGAGCCUGAGACUCGGCCCGUCCUGGAGCAGGCCGGAGGCCUGGGCAGUUAUCUGCGUAAUGUGGCUACAUCUGCUACAAAGAAAGUAUCGGACUCAAUGCGAGAAACUGCCCAGACAAUCAAGAAAACUGUUGGGGAGCAUAAAAUAGGCAAUCUCCUUGAUAUGACAAUCAUUGGAAAUUUCAAUAAGGAACAAGAAAAAUUUAUGAAGGAACAAAAAUCAAAGAAAUCAGAAUCAGCACUUCCACCAUGGGCUGGAUAUAAUGAGGAGGAGACUGUAAAGCAGCAAGUACUCUCUUUGUCUGCUGAUCGUCGGAACUUUCUGCGGGACCCUCCUGCUGGUGUACGAUUUAAUUUUGAUUUCAACACUGUAGCACCUGUUGCCAUUGUGAUGCUUCGGGAGGAUGAGCUGCUGAGUAAAAUGCGUUUUGAGCUUGUCCCUAAACUUGUAAAGGAAGAACAGUUCUGGAGAAACUAUUUCUACCGAAUAUCUCUCAUUAAACAAUCAGCACAACUCUCAUCUUUAGCUGCCGGCCAGCCUGAAGGCUCCAGAGAGGAACUGGAUCUUUUAGAAAGCAGUGUCCCAGCUACAGAUUCAGUACUUUCAAAGACAUCCCCAAUGCCAAUGAAAAAAACAAAAGAAUCUAUUCACGCUUUAGAGGAGGUUUCAAUAAGCCCAAUUGCUAAUGAGUUUGUCAGUGAUGCGUAUGACACAUCGUUCCUAAACCAGGAAGACGUCUUGAGAGGUAUGGAACAACUGGGCAUGAGCGGUGGUCAGCCAGCACCUGUUGACGAUGAUGACAUUCCAGAGUGGGAAAAGGAGCUGCAGAGAGAACUCCAGGAAUUUGAAAUUGCUGAUGACAAAGCAAAAGUCAGUGAUGCCUGGGAGAAAGAAAUUGAGGCAAUGCUUCAAGGAGAGGAUUAAAGGGCUUGCAGUGAGAAACGUGUUCCCACAACGUAUGCUCCACUUACCCAAGGAAGCCGUGUUUAAUGAACCCAUUUCCUCAAACUAUUUCCAAAGAGAUAACUCAUGCUGUCAGUGACUUUUUUUGUUCAUGGUAAGAUUUAAGCUUUAAACCUAUCUCAACACCACUAGCUUCAUUAUUAAUGGUCUCAGUGCAACAUUUGUGUUUUUUGAAGAUUUUCUGUAUGAUAUUAAUGGAAAAAGGGGUUAGAAAGGAUUUAUGUGUUUUAGUUUAUUUGUAGCUUUCAAUUGCAGCCAAAAGACUGAUGUCAUUUAUUUCUUUGCAGUAUUUAACCUCUCUCUCCACGAAGCUGUGCAACAUCUGUUCCUCUGCACAGCCAACACUCAGGGUUGCCGAAAGGGGUAAUGAAAGCCUGCUACAUUUGUAGGGUGUUGUCGCAUCAAAGUAAGGCACAGAAUUCCCCAGUUCCUUGCAGGCCAAGCCACAAACUCCCACAGGACUAAAAUAAUGAUUACAGAGCUAGUCAGUAUUCAGGAGUCACAAGGGCCUUUCUGUAGGUGUGUUAAUACCUUCAGGGGUAGAUACUGGGAUGCUGGUUUGUUCACUAAUGUGUCAGAAAGAAAGCAAAACAAAGGAAAAAUUGCCUAAAGACAGUAAAUGAGUGAUGUAAAUAUUAUUCAGAUAGUCUUGAACCGUGUAAUGAAUACACACAGAAGAGCCUUCAGAAAAAGCCUUUUAAAAGAGCCGACUUCCCCCUUAGAAGUUCGAUCAUUGGCUGAGCAAAGUUUGUGUUAUAUUUACAGAUAAGGUUUAAAAAACAUGUUCAGAAACUAUACUCGGCUUCCCAGUAACAUAGACUGGAAGAUCCCAUAUUAGUCUGCAAUCUGUGCCAUUUGCCUUGUAUUAAAAAAAAAUCCUAAAAUGCCGGGAGAUCAAGUUACUUAAUAUGUACUGAGUUAUGUACCAGGGGCUGUUACAGAAUUGUGAAAGUGUAAUAUUCUUUAUUGAGUUUAAAGGUCUUGAACCUCCAAAUGUAGACUAUGAUACAGGAGUGAACUAAAUAUAUUUGAAUUUUAAUUUCUUUGUUAUUUUGUUAAUGCCUUAUAUAAAUUGUAUUAUACUUAUGGUUACAUUUGAAGCUUUAUUUUAUAAAUUCCAUUGUAUAAAUGCUUUCAUCCAAAUAUUCUCAAUGAAGAUUACUAUUAACAGCAAGCAAAAAUGGAAAGGUAAUCUCGGGGUACCUGUGAAUGAAUGAGUUUAUCUGUACUGGCAAGGUUUCGAUAUCAGAUUGACUCUGAGUCGGUGAGUGGGCUACAUGAUGACAAGAGGAAAAAGCAUUUUCUUAAAAAAAGAUGAAUAACCUAAAUGCCUACUACAUCCUGAAAACUUUUAGCACUUUCUGGUUUACCUGGCGUAUCUGUGAACUGUUGUUACAGGAGGGAGAUAUGCCUGUAUAUUUAUUUUAACUAACAAACAUCUGCUGUAAGGGUUGGUUAUUAUACAAUGCAAAUAAUGGACUGGAGAGAAGCGCCAUAUUAAUUCUUGCAACAUUCAAUAAAAGAUUUAUUUGAGAGAUGAACUUAAGAAAUUGUACUUUGGAAAUUAUAAAAAUACAACAAGUUGAACUCAGUUGAUAUGUGAUGUACUCUUCUCCAUAUAUUGAAACA
Molecule: messenger RNA, 2766 nt
Organism: Pristis pectinata (smalltooth sawfish)
Lineage: Eukaryota; Metazoa; Chordata; Chondrichthyes; Rhinopristiformes; Pristidae
Product: synapse-associated protein 1-like
Exons: 9
Coding region: 52-1098 (348 amino acids)
Cellular component (GO): cytoplasm; synapse
Source: RefSeq, a predicted model, not a curated record